Molecule: messenger RNA, 1478 nt
Organism: Priapulus caudatus
Lineage: Eukaryota; Metazoa; Priapulida; Priapulimorpha; Priapulimorphida; Priapulidae
Product: metabotropic glutamate receptor 2-like
Exons: 3
Coding region: 1-1155 (384 amino acids)
Biological process (GO): regulation of synaptic transmission, glutamatergic; G protein-coupled glutamate receptor signaling pathway
Cellular component (GO): membrane
Molecular function (GO): adenylate cyclase inhibiting G protein-coupled glutamate receptor activity
Source: RefSeq, a predicted model, not a curated record
AUGGCAGCGAUCAUCGUUGCCUGCGUCGGCAUGCUCGGAACGGUCGUCGUCGCCGUCGUCUUCUUCGUGCACUGGCAGACGCCGCUGAUCAAAGCUAGCGGCCGCGAGCUGAGCCUGCUGCUGCUCGCGGGAAUCUUCCUGUCGUACGCGGCGACGAUCGUCUUCACGGCGCGGCCGACGCGCGGCGGCUGCGCGCGCACGCGCUUCUUCACCGGAUUCUCGUACACCGUCGGCUACGCCGCCAUCUUGGUACGGACCAACCGCAUCGCGCGCAUCUUCAACGCGACGCACGCGGCGGCGAAGCGCACGCGCUGCACGAGCCCACGCUCGCAGCUCGUCAUCUCCAGCAUCAUCAUCGGCGUCUACCUGCUCAUCUGCGCCAUCUGGCUGGUGAUGGAGCCGCCCGCAGUGACGCACGUGCCGUAUCCGACGCGCGCCGACCAUCUGCUGAUCUGUCGCGGCGCCGACGGCGCCAGCUAUCUCGUCGGGUUCACGUACCCGUUCCUGCUGAUAAUACUCUGCACUGUAUUCGCCUUCAAGACGCGCAAGUGUCCGUCCGGCUUCAACGAGACGCGCUACAUCGCCUUCACGAACUAUACGACGUGCGUCGUGUGGCUGGCCUUCAUGCCGAUGUACUUCGCGAAUCCGAGCAACUCGAUACGCGUCGUCACGCUGUGCUUCGGCGCUACCAUGAGCGCCACCGUCGCGCUCUUCUGCCUCUUCCUCACGAAACUCUACGUCGUGUUGCUGCGGCCGGAGAAGAACACGAAGGAGAGCGUCAUGUCGGUGAGGCGAACCGGAUCGUCCUACGCCGGCAGCAAUCCGAACCUGUUCGGACUCGAACCGCAUCAGUUACCGAGUCGGAACAAUACAGGCGAUGGAACGGCAGUGUGUGUUUGCGGGAAACUUCGCGCGUCGCUGCCCUCCUUGCAGCCGCUCACGCCCGAGCCUUCAUUCCGCCGCAUCAAGUCGGAGAUUUACGCUCCCAAAGUCACCUUUACCAUAGCUGACAGUGACAUAUGUUCAUCGAACGGCAACAUACUGAACCUUUGCAAAGAGGUCACGUCGUUGGAUGACUCGACUGAAUCAGACGGCAUCGGCUUCAACACCACUAAGUUGACUGAACUCGACCUAUCGGAUUCCGUCCAGUUCUGACUGUGGGGAUAUGGGACCACGACCUGAUAGCAGAUGCAGUCUAAAGCUGACUUUCUAUAUUUUGUGACGCCGAGAGAUGCGCUUCUCUUGUUUUUCAACAAGACAUUGCCUUUGUAAACAACUCAACAAGCACGCCAGUGAAGGGAUCGCCAACGAGCCUUCGUCCUAUGAACAUGCGAUGAUGCACCUCAGUUAUUAUGUAACAUAUUACCUUUGCAAAUGUGGAAGAUAGAUGGCGCCAACUGUUUCUCAGAAGCCAUUCGAGUUCAAGAUGUCCGUCGCACUUUACAUGAAUAAACUCAUUGUUUUUACAAUAAACAAAU